AGGACGGUCGCAGGGUAAACACGAACAUCAUUUACAGCAUUGUUUAUGUCAGGCCUCACCAGCAGUAUGGUGGUUUCUCUCCAAGCUUGGUUAAAAGAAUCAGAUUUAUCCUUUAUCAAUUAACUGUUUUGCUGGUACUUUUAACCAACAAUGGCGGACGAGGUCGAGCAAGAAAACUUCACAGAGUCAUCUGAACUUCUUUCAACUUCAAAUGAGUCUAAGGUUCAGUCAUUUGAAUUCGAUCUGAGUGCACCAAGGGAAGGACUGUCUAUGGUGACUGCGACCUUCUUUGUGAUUGGUAACAUUCUAGGCGCUGGCCUUGUAGCGAUACCUUAUGGAGCGAAACUAGCUGGCUGGUUGAGCAUCCCAUUUUUUGUCUUCAUCCCCAUAAUCACUUGCUGUUGUGGUGUUUUAUUGGCCAAAUCCGUGAGCAUGACAGUAGCAAAUGACCGAAGAGACGUGUCCAGAGAGCCUUAUCCACAGUUAGCCAAAGAAGCCGUGGGGAACAAAACGCGAAAGUUUGUCGUUGUAACUUUGUACUGUGGACAAAUAAUGUCCUGUCUUGUUUUCCUGCUACUUGCUGGAGAAAUCCUGUCCAAAUUAAUACCGUUCCAUUUUGGUGGUAUUUCAAGUCACAACGAAUUGCGUGUUUGGAUAUCGAUCACCGUUGGCUUCAUCAUACCGUUUAACUUGCUUGGCUCUCCUAAGGAUUUCUGGGGUAUAGCGUUAGUUGCGACUGUCACUAGUGUUGUCACUGCCAUUUUUAUCUGUGCAUGCCUUGGCAUGGUGCAUUACAAUAAUGUCUUACAAGCGCAUAUCCCUCCACUGGACAUUGAAAAUGUUUUUGCCUCCUUCGGCAUUAUUGUGUUUGCUUUCAGUGGCGUCGGCAUCUUUCCAACGGUGCAGGGUGAUAUGAAGGAGCCGGAUAAGUUCCCGAAAGUGGUCGUAAUCGGUUUCACGACGCUGUCCGUUGUCUACAUCUCAGUGGCCUUGACGGCAUUCUUUGUUCUUGGCAACUUCAUCGGAGAAGACCUACUGACGACCCUUUCAAGCCUCUCAAUUUACCACAAAAUCGUAUCAUACAAAGCGUUUGUCACAAUUUCACAAGUGUUGAUUCUUGGUCAUGUGCUCUCUGCCUUCGUUUUACAGAUGAACCCUGUCUACCAGCUGGUAGAGGUGUUCUUCAAAACUCCGAAUGAAUUCUGCUGGCAAAGAUGUGUCAUCCGAAUUUCUCUAAUCAUCGUAAUGUGGGUUUUGGCCAUAGUGAUACCAAAUUUUGGACCUGCGCUGUCCCUAGUUGGUGGUACUUUUAACGGAUUGCUGUCAAUCGUUUUCCCUCUCUGGUUCUAUGUCAGUUUACAGCGCGAGUAUCACCCAUUAAUGAAAGUCGGAUAUGCUCUUAUUUUUCUCGUAGCAUUAGUGAGUAUAUUGGGGAAUGCAUUUGUGGAAUUGAAAAACCUAGUAAAAGUUAUGGAGGGUAAAUACAAAAAUGUCUGAAUAUUAUUGUUUUAAUUUAUUUGUUGCAUUAAAAUUGAUUUCUUAUUUGUUUGCGCUACAGUCGAUAUAAUUCUGUUGACUUUUCCACGUAGUCGAUAAGCGUUUUGUCCUUUCAAAAAGCUGUUGAAAAUCUCAAUACGUAGACAUGCAUGUUUUAUAUUGAAAGUCUAGAAUGGUGCUAUACCUUGCAAUAUCUGAAAUAUGUCAGUCGUAGUCGAUUUGUAGGCAAACCAAUAAGGAAUGAAUCAUAAACUCUAAGUAGCAGGGAUACUGGAGCCAUAUUUUUGAUUGGGCGGGGAGGGGGCUCUUGGCAAAUUGUAGUUUCCCCCAUAAUAUUGAUGCCACUACCUGAAUAUCAUAGUUCACCAAAAAAUAAAGGAGCUCUAGCCCCCCAGCCCCCCAUGCUCCGGCGUGCCUGAGUAGAUAGUAAACAUGUCUAGAUUGUUCUUAUCAGCCAGGAUGAAAUUAUCUUCACUGGCUGAUGGAAUCAUGAAAAUCUGUAUUAUUUAAGAUUUAUUUUAUAACCAUUAUAGUGCUUUAGUUAAUGCUUCGUGUAUAAUUUCCAAUACAUUGGAUCUAAUCUAUGUAACAAUUUCUUGUAGAAUUAUUUUAGAUCUUAAUAAAAUCACUGACAACAAUGCUUUUUAGCUGCACAGAAUUACCCUUACGUUUUGCUAAUGAGCGGUCAAUAUUCCAUUUCUGGAGUUGUAAGAACUAUUUUGUUAAGGCUUUCGUAGGUUUAGCUGUAUCUGAUUUUAUGGUGGCAAGUAGCAGCUUAAUCAAUAGAUCGAUGAAGAUAUAUGAUUAAUUUUUGCUCAUAUGACAAACAUGAAGUGAUGGGAACCGUUUUCGUCGUAUCGUCGAAUGUCGUAGCAUCGCUAUGUCGUAGUAUCGCAUUGUUGUAGUAUCGCCUUGUCGUAGUAUCGCCUGCAAUUAUUCGAACUUCCAAGGGAAGCUAUCUUUUGUUCGAAUCUGCGCAGGUUCGAAUUGUCAAAACGUAGAUUACUGCGUGUAGAUAAGAACCUAAACAGAAAAUCAUGAAGGGAAAUUAUGCUUGCCAAUUCUUGCAUACAUGCAGGCAGCCUUAUUACCGGGCAUUUGUGGUAUUUGUAAUACUAACUGGCGCCAUAGAUUCCAAUUCUUAUAAGCAUCAUUGUUUUUUAAUCUGUUGGCAGCAUAUUCAUGCCUAUCAAGGACAGUGAUCACACCAAACUUUUCUUCAACUGACAUAUACUGCUUUAGAAUCAUUUGCAAUGUGAUUCGUUCUAUUUAUGUUAAAUACAAUCAUACAUACUCUGUCUUAUAUACAUUGUACUUCUUUUAGAAUAUUAGAAUAUCUUUCCAUUAUCAUUUUUGCGAGGCCUAGUAAUGUUUCCAGAAACUGAUAACUAUUAUUGGACAAG
Molecule: messenger RNA, 2900 nt
Organism: Rhopilema esculentum
Lineage: Eukaryota; Metazoa; Cnidaria; Scyphozoa; Rhizostomeae; Rhizostomatidae
Source: RefSeq, a predicted model, not a curated record